GCCAUUUCCAACUGUGCAACAUAUAAAUGGCGCGUAAACAACGCGUUUGUUUCAAACGAAAAAUUAAGAAAUUAAUUUAUACGCAUCACUCUCGCUAUCGUUGUUUUCUUCGUUGCGGAAACACUAUAUAAAUAUGAAUUACACGUGUAUUUUUCAUAAGAGACAAGAUUUUUGUUGAAACCUGGAGUCACGGUAAAUAGAAUUUUCGGAAUGUAGAAAAAUUCUUGUCAUGCAAUUUUAUAGUUGAACGAAAUUAACAGAAAAGAGAGUCAAAGGGAUCGCUAUGGAGCCAAUCAGAAUGGAUAUGAAAUCAAGUUUGCGCCACACAUGGCGUCCAAGAACCGACGCCAUCUAACGUCUGGCAUUCCUGUUUUUUUUUCGUGCGGGUAAAAUCACGGCUUUCUAUAGCGCGCAAGCCUUUAUCGUUUUGUUUUGUAGAAUUCGGUAAGUUAAGUGAAUAUCUUUGGUAAAUUGACUAUGCUAUACGUACGCCGAAUGAAAUGUUAGCUGAGAAAAAGCGUUCACGCGUCAAGAAAGUGUGUGGGAAAAUGAGUUAACCGUGUGUUAACGCGCAGUGGUCAACAAUCCGUGGAAGUUUACCAAGGGAAUAUAUUCCAUAUUCAGGACUUGAUAACAUCGAGGUAAUUUUACAUCGUUGCUUACGAUCGACUGUAUUACCACUUAGGAAGACGUAUAUACUGAGUGAAAAAUGAGUGCAUCUGCCUUAAAGUCAACGAUACCAGGAGUAGGUACAUCUCCAACUUCUGCCAGUCAUUCUAUUCUACCGAUGAAUGCAAUGGCACAAAAAGUUGUAUCAGGAUCAGAACCAGGAUCUAUGAAGCCUUUACCAGGAACUGGACUAAGCUAUGUUACAUUACAACCACCCUCUCAACCUUUGAGCUUGGUACAAGAUCAUAGACCUUCGGUAUAUCAAACCCCACCAUAUGUAAGCAGCAAUUCAGAAAAAGAAUCGGAUUUGGAUAAAUUAAUUCCCAAUGGAGUGGAAAUUAUAAAAGCAGAAACGGAACAAACUAUGUCUGUUGCUAUAAAACAAAGCGAGUCUAAUAGAAAUAACAAUUUAAGUCCGGAUAAUCCUACUCAAGAAUCACCAAAAGAGAUUCAAACUGAACAAGCGAUGACAUCUAUUAGUUUAGAUUUUCCUGCAUUAUGUCCACAACUGCAAAAUAAAGUUGAAGAAAAGAAAACUUCUGUAAAUAAUGGUUCAAAAGAAUCCGAUGGAACGCCAAUUAAUACAGCUAUACAAACAAAGUUAUCUUCGCACAAGGUGGAAGAUAGUUCAGUAAAAGCUGAUAGUCAAAAGUCAAAAGCUACAUCUCAAAAUACAAAAUUUGCAGCAGAUAGUUCUGCAAUGUCACAAACGAAUAAUCCACCAAAGGUCGAAACGAAAGUCACUGGUUCGCCGAAAGCAAAUAAACGAAAAUCUAGAGAAUUAAAGGAUUUAAAGGGAAUAUCGGCAGCUUCGGAUGGUGCAAGUAAACCAAAAAGAAAUCGAAUUCAAACACAGCCUUAUCAAAGUCCAUUACCAGAAAUCGCGUUACUCGUAAAAAAUUUAAAUAAGCCACCGCCGUCUAAAGCAAUCGAUGACAAACUUAUAGUAUUCUACAAAAAUGAAUUUUUGGCUGUGAGAAAUGCGGAGGGAAGCUUUUAUGUAUGUCAAGCAAUGCAAAAUAUAUAUAAGUCAAGCAGACGAAUUCGUAUACGUUGGCUUUCUCAAGACAAAAAUAAUGGAGAAAUAUAUUCACCAGAUUUUUAUGAUUUCAUAGACUUUGAUUGUAUAUUAACGAAUCUAAAUUUGAAUAAAAUUGAUAAAAACAAAUUUCAAUUAACCAAAAUUGAACUAUUGCGUACAGAGAAUAUUUUGAAAAGAGCAAUCGAUGUUGAAGCUGGCGUAUCUGAAAAACCUCGAGUAACGGAAGAACAUCCAGAUGGACUUGACCUUUCACUUUAUAAAGAUGAAUCACAAUUGAAAAGAAGAAAAAACUACAGCUUACACAAACAAAAGCAAAGUUUACGUAAGAAAUCAAAACGAAUUGAAAGCUCGUCUGAAGACGAAACUCUCGAAGAAGAGUCAGGGAAAAAAUCACCAAAAUUAAAUCGUUCUAAAAAAAGGACGGUUAAUAAAGCGUUAGCGAUUGCUAAAUCUGUUGCAAAAGGAUCAAGUAGAGCGGAGAGAGCAUUAAACAGAAAUACAAAAUCUGGAACUGAAGUUACUACGACCAUUAAUACUAGCGUUACCUCCGGUACUACGGCUGCUAAUGCUGUUCCACCUGUAAGUGCUCCUAAAAAUAACUCUGGCGUUAAAAAGAGUGAAAAUAAAAAGAUCAUAAAACCACAGAAUAAUAACAGUACGAGUGGAGUUUCAAGGCCAAAACAACGUGCAUCUACACAAAACAUACAGCAACAGAGUAGUAAACCAGCAGGACGUCCAAAACGUAUAGCUGCAUCCACAAGUAUUUUGUCGACCGAAGAAACAACUUCUCGAAAAAAGCCACGUGGACGAGCAUAAGAUUAACGUAAUUUACAUGUUUUUCCUAGGCUACACCUAGAACAGAGUCUGCAUCGUAGGCAAUAUGUACACGUAGUGCACUCUUUGAAAUUUGCGAUCAAUUUGUAAUGUAAUAUAUAUGAUCUCAAGAUUCUUAUAUCUAUCAGGUGCUGCAUUAUAUUAUAGUCCAACAAUGUGGGAUCAACAAUUUAUAUAACUGUGCGGCAAAUCGCAUUUAACGGAAAAAAAGACUCAGAGACUUAUGAGAGUGAUAUUGUGAUAUCAUGCAAAAUUUGUACAUAUCGUCUACGUUUCAGAUUCCUACAGGAGAAGAAAGUUACGGAAUGUAUGAGGAACGGUACCUUGGUUGAGUAAUAACUGUCUACAGGGUGUCACAUGCUAAUGCACUCUUGCAAUAGUCUAUUUUUGAUGUUGUGAGUGAACUGUACGUGAUUCAGUUGAGUUUAAAUGUACACUUUCCAUUGGAUAUGAUAGCUAUGUACAAAUAUAUAUGUCUGGGGCUUGUAUGUACUCUAUGAAAAGAUUAAAACACAAAAGAAAAUAGAGUACCAGAAGAUGAUAAGAAUCCGUGAAUUAUCGAUCUCCAACUUAUGGAUCGGUAGAUUUAGAAGUACAAUAUCUGUACAUUACGCUGAAUCUUUGCUGUUUAAAAAAAUAGCAUUACAGAAUGGUCCAGCGCCUAUACUAAAGACAGGCAGAGAAAAAAAGUGCCCUCAACUGUAAAUCCAUGUCCUGUUGUUGAAUCUAUGGAUUCAUAAAGAAACCUUAUGGCUGAAAAUAUAACGUUUUACUUAUAGUUUAUUUUCGAAUCAUUUGUAUCGAUGACUUGCUAAUAUUAUUCAUUGUUAUAGAAAUCAAAAGGAUCAUGUUAAUUAACUAUGGUGGUGUCAAACUAUAAUUUAGCCACUUAAAUAUAUUAUAUUCUUUCCUUUAAAGAAGAUAAUAAUAGCACUUAUUUACUCUGAUAAGUCUGGAUUUAAAUGUAUAAACUUGCUUUAUCUAUGUAUUAUUUUAUUUUCUUUUUUUUUUUCAAAGAUUAUGGACAAAUUGUAUAUUUACCGAGAGAUAGAUGAUUAUGAUUUACAUUUCACCAAAACUAAAUUCAUAUAAUUUAAUGUAGUUUAUAGUUUAUAUUGUGUCGAAAUGUGUUAUUGGAAUUAGAAAUUUCUGUCAAUAUCAAGAAAUGGGAUUUAUAAAAGUUAUUUAAGACGAUGUAUAUUGAAGAAGGUAUCGAGAUAUGUAUUUCUUUUUUAACGUUACGACGAUAUAUUAACGUACCUUACAAGUUAUUUUGCGUAAACAAAUAAAACUAUUUUUGGAAAAUAAAAGGCAGAUUAUAUCGGUUAAGGUUACUUUCUUUUUUUUUAUUUUAUUUUUAAUUGUAAAUUCUGUCUCCGGAGAUGUGUACACUUAUUUUAUGCAUUGGCCGUUGAAUAUGCACAAACUUAACGAGAAAGUUGUUUCUCACUUACAUGAUUUUAUCUACGUAUGUACAUAUAAAGAUUAGGUAAACGAAAUUGUGAAAAUGGAUACAAAAAUUUAUGAGCGUUUGGAAUCUUGAAGGCUAAUGUAUCUUAUUCAUUUGAUAAAAUAUUUCAUUUUUAUAUCACAAUGAAAGCAAUUGCAGAACUUGGUCUCUUAUUUCAGCAGACACUGAAUACAUGUACGAUGUACAUAUACUUCGUAAGACUACGACAUAAAGACAAUUCAAGAAUGCCGUUUAAAUGAUUAGGCAUAUCGACCUCUAUUGAAAUAGGAUACAAGAUAAUUAUUAUAUUAAGUGGUUAAAAUGGAUUUAAUUCUUGAGAUGGGAGAUGAAUAAGAUACCAAUCCUAUCAUUGGUCCAUUGCAUAUUGUAUUUAAAAUAUACACAUACAUAAUGUAUAAAUUUAAAGUAUAUGCAAACGUAAUGUAUAAAUUUAGUAAAUGAAAAAUUUUAAUGAUGACAACCAAUGAAUUUGCUUAUAUUGUUAUUGAAUUUUUGCUUUAAAAGCAUUGUCACUUUUUUGGGAAUUAGUUAUACGAUAACAAAGUAAUCAGAGGACGUUGCAAAUAAUGAUUAAUAUCAUCAUUAGCGUCGAUGGAAGACAUGUAAUAUAUAAUAAAUUUUCAAAUUAAACUGCACUUUAUUGUUUCGAGAGUCAAUGAAUUACACGACGCGUAUAAAUACAACUCUCGAUAUUCUUCUCUUGAGCCAUUUAUGAGUCUAAGACAAAAUAGCACGAAGGAAACUGAAUCGAAAAGCAACGAUGCAUUUGCGUGCGGGCUGAUAUUUGUUCAGAAUACUUAAAUAUAUGUAUAUUAAAUUUCAAAGACGAAAUUUCAAUGUAGACACUAGAUAAUUCACGACAUAAAUCAUCUUGCGCUUAGACACGAUAAAAUUUCACAUCAUAUUUGCCAAUAUAAAUUUGUCGCGUGCGACAAAUGUUUAUUUAAGCCAGUUAAUCCCAAAUUUUGUAUGAUUACUAGCGUAUAAAAUCAUCCGCAUCUUUUCUUCUUUAUCGUGAUUGUAUUUUCUAAAAUGAACGUUUAAGAAAGCCAAAGAUAUAUUCGUUACAUAAAAGUAUAAUUAUAUUUAAAAUUGAAAGUACAAACAAUUUUUCAUGAAAGUGUCAAAACUUUGCACCCAAAUUUGGGAAGCACUGGUUUAAAAAAUGUUGCGUUCAACAAGAUCUCAACUACCUCGUGAUACAACUUAUUUCCCAUAUAAUGUAAAAUUUUAUGUUUAAUUUCAGGUACAUAUGGUUUAAAGAAACUUUGUUCCAUUUGCAUUAUAAAUUACGUUUAUACUUUAAGUUAAUAUACAAGACACUUAAUAUAGCUAUUUGAAAUAUCUUUUGCAUAUAUUUUUUGAACGAUUUGUUUGAUAACUUUCUGAAUUUAAAAAAAUAUAAAAAUAAAGUAUAUAUUAUUUAUCAUCUGUAUACACUUUUGGAUUAAUUUUGAGAAGUUUGCCAAGUAUUUAAUUUUGUUUACUUUGUUAAUUAAAAAACAUGUUUCGCAUAACCAUAUUAAGUGUCUCGUAUUGUAUAAUCCAAAAAUAGCAUUGAUAAAUUUGUAGUGCCAAUUGUUUUCAAAUUUUUAAGCAGUAUUCCUUUGACAAGGUUUGUCUUAAGACACGCGAAAUCAAUUAUUGGCUCUUCUAGCACUGCUUCAAUGAAUUUACAGCAUACGCCUCUAAUUAAUCUGAAUGUCACGAUUGCAUUCUAAUUAUGUAAUAAGCACAUAAACCGUAUUAUGCGUGACGCAUUUAAAUAGACGUUUAACUAAUGAUUAAAUAAAGCGAUCGUGCGAUUAUCACUAAGUAUGGUUCUUGUAAGAAUGAAUAUUUACAUAGAUAAAAUGUACAGCCCACAUGCGAAAAUAUCGGGCUAUACUCGAAAUACGUUGCGAAGAAAUUCUUUUUGCUUCAAGAUCACCUACAAUUUAUACAUAUUUCCAUUAGGCAACAUUUAUAAGCAAAGUUUUACUCUAAAGGAAUCGAUAUCUGUCAUUUUCGUUUAGAUGGUAGUUGUUUUCAAUUUGGAGAUCGAAUCGAUUUUUAUACAAUUUUGGGAUCUAUUAGAAACUAUAGACAAUUUUUUUUAGACCAUAAAGAAACCAAUUACGAAUAAUAAUUUUGACAAUAUUUAUGAUUUUUACGGUUACAGUAGCCUUUUUUUUUUUAAUCGAGUAACAAAAUAACUUUACCAAGAAUUCUUUUACUGGCGUGUCUUUUAAAUAAUUCGAUUCGAUGUCCUAUGGAAUAACAACGCAAAUCGACACCGAAAUGUGAGUAAAUUAAACGCGGCCUACUUUGUACCUAAAAUUGAAACAAUCGAUCGUACGAAGCAAAAAGGCGGGAGAAACGAAGAAUGAUCUGUUUUGGAAACGUGUUUCAAGUAACAAGCCCCGAUCCUUUUGAGAUUCAUUUUUCUAGAAGUUAUUCUAUACAAUUUACACGCAACUUUACCGUUAGAAUCAAUUACAAAGGGUCUCGGAUAAUCUAAUUAUACGACUAAUAUGAACUUAAACAAGGAACCUCUAUCUGUCGUACUGUGUACUGUUUCCUUUGUGUAUACAUUAUUCCAUAAUUUUCUUGAAUUAACCACACGAGCUGAUGAUGGUUGGUGCAAUCUGUAUGUCCCCUGUGAUUUAAGUUCGUAAUGAAUUGAGAAUCAACGUUUUACAAAUAAUAAAAGAUAUUGUGAGUUUGG
This is a messenger RNA of Hylaeus anthracinus, 6723 nucleotides long. RefSeq lists its product as uncharacterized. The record is from RefSeq and is a predicted model, not a curated record. Lineage: Eukaryota; Metazoa; Arthropoda; Insecta; Hymenoptera; Colletidae. The coding region runs from base 710 to 2527 and encodes 605 amino acids. The transcript is spliced from 7 exons.